Stomoxys calcitrans (stable fly) is the source of this 9627-nucleotide messenger RNA. It is a transcript of the gene Not1, whose product is annotated as CCR4-NOT transcription complex subunit 1. Gene Ontology annotation, cellular component: P-body; CCR4-NOT core complex. Gene Ontology annotation, molecular function: molecular adaptor activity. The record is from RefSeq and is a predicted model, not a curated record. Gene Ontology annotation, biological process: nuclear-transcribed mRNA catabolic process, deadenylation-dependent decay. The transcript is spliced from 8 exons. The coding region runs from base 1463 to 9124 and encodes 2553 amino acids. Lineage: Eukaryota; Metazoa; Arthropoda; Insecta; Diptera; Muscidae.
CAAUAACGAGACGAACAAUCAACAAGAAAAUACGAAAUUUUUAUUGAAAAUUAGGAAUUUUUAAUUUUUUUAAACGCGAUUCAACUCUCUUCUACUCGAUAGUGGACACAUUGGUAAAGGAACUUUUGGCAUUGGUAUUGGGAACAAAGCUAAAAGCCAAAACAAAGGAGUGAAACCACUAAAAAAUUGGUCGACUAUUACGUGUGGUGAAGUGGAUACGAAAAAUAUUUGUGAAAGAAAAAAGAAACCCCGAAAAAGACAACGUUGACAGCUCCAAAGACCGUCUUCGAGUCAAGUGUGCGUGUGUUUGUGGGGCUGUGUGAGUGCGUUCGUGGUAGAGGGGUCGCAGAUUUCCCAACGGCGGCGGAUAACGUUGGACAAACGAAAGAAAUAUUGAAGUGAAACAAUAAAAAAAGAGCUCUGCUACGUGAUAAAAUGCGAAUGUAAAGAAAUUUUCUUUAAAUUGUAAGAGACACAAAGGGCAAAACAAAGGCCAACAGGCCACCACCACAAGCAAAUAUCAUAUCUUCCUCAGGGAUUUUGUUGGAACGGGGCCAUACACUUGCGAGAAAGGACAACAACAGUAUUUAGUUGAUUUGGCCCCUAAAAAAGGGGCCAAGUCCAUGCGAAUAUUUCGCCAGUUUGGAUUUUGAGAAACCAUUGAAUGGGACUGCUUCAUUAUUAUGGUGUCCACCAGAAAACAAUGACACGUUGCCACCCUUUUGCUUUUCUACAUUGAAUAGCAGCGAUUGAUGCUCCCCUCGAGAACAUCAUAAACUAAAAAAAAAGAACAAAAGAGGGUCAUUCGUUUUGCGUAUUUAAAAUUGAUGUCAGAUAUACAAUUUUAUGGUGGUGCCUAUAAAGAAUUUGAAGUAAACAACAAUAAAAACAGAAAAAACCUUAUCCAAAAAAUUAAAUCAUAUCCAAAUUUAUUUGCCAAGCUGCAAUUAUACAGCAAAGUAAAACAACUGUUAAUUCAGCAACAACAACAAGGACAAACGUUUGUUCCAUUUUUACCUCGGCGCUCCUGUGGCUGGUGACAUUCAUUGAGUUUCCAGUACAAUAGCGCUAUAUACAUAUGUCAUACCGGUGACGGACGAGACACCCAAAGCCAACCAAACGACGUCUCUUUCAACCUUAAUUUCCUUUUGUGGGGAUUUGUGUUGCGCGAUCAUCUUUACACUCCACCCAAUCCCCACCCCCAAAAGUUGUCGCCGUUUUUUCCUCUCCCUCUACUCUGUCGAUUGAUUUCAUUAUUUUUUCUGUUUAUAUCGGUUCGUGCGCUGUCGCCGCUGAGUCGUGUGUCUGUUGUGUGUGUGUGAUCUUGUCAGUGAAAUUUUUUUCGUGAAACUAAAAAAUCGUUGAUUUUUUUAGGUUUCUUUCGAAAAAAAUUAUCCAAGAGAUCCUGACACAACUGACCCGAGUGCUGCUGUAACGCCGUUCCACCUUGAAUGGGAGAGCUAUGAACCUAGACCAUCUGAAAUCGACGCUGACGCAGAUUGGUAAUUUGGUCAAACAUUUAAAUAAGAAAAAUUUUGCUGAAACAACUGAACAACUAAAUCAGUUAAUUGAAGAAUUUGGCUUAGAAGCGGAUCGUCACUGUCUGCGUUGUCUAUUUGUGAGUAUCAAUUUUAAUGACCCGGCAUUAACGUCAACCAACUCGCCAUCGUCGUCAUCAUUAUCAAACGUUCAACAACAGCAACAACAACAGGUCUUACUUGCUAAACUAUUGCAAAUUCAACUGGAACUGCAAUUGAACAAAGCGGCGCAUAUAUCAAAUAUUUGCUUUGCCAUUGAUAGCUGUUGGCCCCAACAGAAGAGCCUAAAGCCGUCCUCCCACUUCAUCACUCAAAUUGUUCGCAUAACCGGCAUCAACAAGUUGUGUGAAUGUGUUGUAAGCUUGUCGCUGACACAUUCUAGCCACUCGGAUUUGCGCACAUAUGCCAAUGAUCAGCUGCGUAAAGGUCUACCUGAGUUAAUUGAGUCGUACUUGGGUAAAAAUCAACAGUCUGCAGCUGUCAUCAGUAGCUUACACGACGCCUCAUUGGAUCUAAUUCAACUGCUGCUGACCUGCUUGGAUUUGUAUGUGGUUGAUAAACGUUUACGUCAGCAAUUUGUACAGAAAUUAAGAGAGGAGUUCCCUCGAGAACGCGUACCGUUGAUCUUGGCACCAUAUUUGUAUGCUUCGCCCACAUCUUUGAAUGCUGCGGACUAUGCAGAUGGAGAUGGAAUAGUAUCUUCGUUGGCGCCACAAAACGCUAUCAACACUAAUGGCUUUAUUAGGGAAGUACCCAUAGAAGAUAUCUAUGACAAUUUGUGCGAAAACAUAUUUUCCCAACACGACUACAACAAUAUUAUGGAAACAUCUUGGAUUAAUUUAAUCCUAGAAAUCGGCUAUGAGUUCACUUCCAGUCUCGAAGAAUGUAAAAAUCAUCUGCGUAGUGGUGGCUCGACUGGUGGCAACAAUAGUGGCGGCGGUGGUAGUGGGGGUGGUGGUGCCGGCGGCAAUGCCAGCGGCGCAGCUGGUGGUGUAAACAACCAGCGUGAAUUACAACCUCAGGAUGUAGCCAAGGUCAUAGGACUUAUGUGCCGACGGCACACAUCCCUGCUUGAUUGUAAUGUGAAUUUGCCCACAGCGGCAAAUUUUUGGCCCCAACAAAGCUCCCAGAAUAGCCAACAGCAACAGAAUGCUAAUAACAAUAACAGCAAUGACAAUUCCGCCGCGAACACCGACAAAAGUAACAAUGGAAAUGACAAAAAGGACAAGCCCGCAGGUGGCAAUAGCUCUGCUGGUGGCACCGGCAGCACUGACACAACUCAGGCCUGGAAACCUGAUGUUUUUGUGCAGGCUUUAAAAGAGGUUGCACCACAAUUAAAUUGGAAAGAAGUUUGUUUGGAACUCGACCACCCAGAGUUUAUAAUCAAGGAUCGAAUUGGCAUCGAUCUACUCUUGACAAUUUUCCGCUUAGCCACCCAAUCGAAUCUGUUUCCACAUCCAGAAUGCAUUUAUCGUCAUUGGCAAAAUGUGGAGGGGCAGUUCUCCCUCAUAGCAGUGAUGUUGAAAAAUCCCGAUCUUUUCUCGUUUGCCGACUACAUUUUCAGCCCUGCGCCGGUGGAAAUGUUGAAGACCCCUCCGGACGUGGAAAACAAAGAAAUAUGUGCUUGGAAAUCACUCCACCUGGUUGAGGUUCUACUGUAUAUAGCAGAUCAUGGUUUAUAUGCCCAAGUCCAUGAGUUGCUGAAAUUCCCGGCACAACAUUGUCCUGAUGUGUUAUUCCUUUCUUUGCUGCAUAUAAAUCCACCUCUCACAGCUUUAAGGCAGGAGUUGUUCAGUCAACUCAUACCAACGUUUUUAGCUAAUCAUCCCAAUUCAGGUGUAAUAUUGGCGAGCGCUUGGAAUUCCAAUAACUUUGGCAUGACCCUGAGGCCUCUUAUAAUGCAUGCCAUGUCCGAGUGGUACUUGAGGGGAACGGAAUACGAUCAGGUGAAACUCUCACGGAUAUUAGAUGUAGCUCAGGAUCUAAAGGCAUUGUCUACAUUGCUGAAUGCGCGCUCGUUCUUGUUUGUGAUCGAUUUGGCAUGCUUGGCUUCCCGAAGGGAGUAUUUGAAACUCGAAAAGUGGUUAAGUGAUAAAAUACGUGAACACGGCGAACAAUUCAUACAGGCAAUGUUGAAAUGUUUACAGAGACGUUGCCCACAAAUCACAAAUGCGAAAAUACCAGACGACCAAUUGCCGCCCAAGCAAGCCCAAUUGCCGCCAGAAACUGUGAACACAAUGCUCUCCUGUUUGCAGGCAUGCAUAGGCAAUGUGCCGCACGACAUUGCCGAAUUGAUAAUGCAAAUGACAGCUAAUUGCUCCAUAAUGGCCAACAAGGCUCGAGCUGCUGCGGCAGCCGCUGUGCAACAAGGGCCCCUUGUGCCCACCCAAAGUGCAAUGCGUGGCCAUCGUGGCUUAGACAUGAAUGCAGCGGGCGUGGGAGGUGUUGGCGGCGUGCCCGGCGGUGUACCUCCACCGUUCUCAGCCAAUCUUAAUGCUCAACAGAUGUUUGGUCCUACCAUGGAUACCUUAUCAAAUCUGACUACCAAUAUAGCUGGCCUAAAUUUAGGUGGUCCCAAUGGAGCGUUCAACUUUGGCAAUGUACUCAACAAUUUAGUUUCCACACCGGCGUCUCCAUCUCGUCUAAUGAAUCCAGCUGCUGCUAGCCCAUACCCAAUGAAUCCAAUGCAAAUGCCUGCUCCACCACCUGCUGUGGGUGGGUUGGGAAGAAUGCCGCCAGCAGCGCCUCAGCCCACGCCAACGCCGCCCAAUCCCAAUAACCCCAUCAUAGACGGCUUUCAAGGACCCGUCUCCAAGGAGAUCGAAGAUGAAGCUAAUUCGUAUUUCCAACGAAUCUACAACCACCCCCCUCAUCCAACGCUCUCCAUAGACGAGGUACUCGACAUCCUUCAACGUUUCAAAGAAUCAAACAAUCGCCGCGAACAGGAAGUGUACCAAUGCAUGCUGCGAAAUCUCUUCGAAGAGUAUCGUUUCUUUGCCCAUUACCCCGAAAAAGAGCUGCAAAUAACCGCUCAAUUGUUUGGUGGUAUCAUUGAACGUAAUCUCGUUCCAACAUUUGUUGCCUUGGGGUUAGCGCUGCGCUGCGUCCUCGAUGCCUUACGCAAACCGGAGGGAUCGAAGCUUUAUUACUUUGGCAUAACCGCCUUAGACCGUUUCAAAACUCGACUCCAUACCUACAACAAAUACUGCGAGUACAUACGAUCCAUACCACACUUCAAAGAUUUCCCUCCACUUCUUAUACAGUAUGUGGAAUUCGGCUACUUGGGCCAGGAACCUCCGCCCGGAAAAUUAAUGUUGAUGGGGGCGGGAGGUUCAGGUCAACAGCCUCCGGACUCUAUAUACCGUAGUAACUCAGUAACAGGGAAUAUUGUUACUACGCCCACUCAACAGAAGCCCAUGGUGGUGGCACAUCCAGCACGUAUGAAGUCCAUAGCCACAGCUACGAAUAUCGAUACGCUAUUGGUGGCCAAUCAAGAGGAAAAAAUCACCGUUCCUCCCGAGGCCAUACAAGAUAAGACUGCUUUCAUCUUCAAUAAUCUUAGUCAGCUGAAUAUACCACAAAAGGUGGAGGAAAUCAAAGAUAUUAUGACCAAGGAGUACUGGCCAUGGAUGUCGCAAUAUUUGGUGCUGAAAAGAGCCUCAAUGGAGUUCAAUUUCCAUACGCUUUACUUUAACUUUCUGGAAGCUUUGAUGAAUCCGGACAUCAACAGAUAUGUCACCAAAGAAACUAUACGCAACAUUAAAGUGCUGCUACGCUCCGACAAGGGUGUGGUCAAUUUCUCUGAUCGCAGUCUGCUUAAAAAUCUUGGCCAUUGGUUGGGUAUGAUGACUUUGGCCCGCAACAAACCAAUUUUACAAAUUGAUUUGGAUUUGAAGUCUCUGUUGGCCGAGGCAUAUCACAAAGGCCAGCAGGAGUUGCUGUUUGUAGUACCAUUUGUAGCAAAAAUUCUCGAAUCCUCUGGAAAGUCCAAAGUAUUUAAGUCACCCAAUCCCUGGACCAUGGCCAUUAUGAAUGUCCUGGGAGAAUUGCAUCAGGAGCCUGAAUUGAAGUUGAAUUUGAAAUUUGAAAUUGAAGUACUGUGUAAAAGUCUCAAUAUCGACUUGAACAAGUUGAAGCCUAUCAUCUACCUUAAGGAUCCCGCACGAUAUGCUAUGAUAGAAAAUCAAAUGGCCCAACCAAAGCCAAAGGCAAUUGAGGCGGGACCGUCACAGCAACAGCAGCAACAACAACAGCAGCAGCAGCAACAACAGCCUCAACCACAGCAACAGCCGCCACAACCGCAACAACCAACACCCACUCCACCCCACCAGCAUCCAAUGAUGACUGAAGCCGAUGCUCAGGCUAUUAUGAUGGCCAACUCAGCUGGAUCCGGAGGUGUCGUACCUGGUGGCGGUGCAAUACCCUCGCCCAGCAUACCCAAUGAUCAGGUGGGACCUAAUAUGAUGCCCGCGCCAGAACCGCGCUACUCAUACGUCGACAUUAACGUAACAAAUUUCCAAUUGAUUACCCAACAUGUGGUGCUCUCGCCCAACAUCGCUUUCAUUCACGUCAAUCCAAAUAUCAAGCAUUUGGUUUUGAAUGCCAUUGAACGAACUAUAACGGAAUGGCUGCAGCCAGUAGUGGAUCGAUGCGUUCGUAUCGCUGCCUCAACCACAGAACAAAUUGUGCGAAAGGACUUUGCUCUCGACCCCGAGGAACACCGCAUGCGUACGGCCGCCCAUCAAAUGGUGCGUAAUUUAGCCGCUGGUAUGGCUAUGAUAACUUGCAAGGAUCAAAUUACGCAAACAUUGAACAACAAUCUGAGGAAAGCGUUUAUGACCACACUUCCUGGUCCGCCCUCUUUCCAAGAGAUUGAGGGUGCUUCUAUCCAACUUACCAAUGACAAUGUGGAAUUGGCUUGUGCUUUUAUUGAAAAAACUGCGGCAGAAAAGGCUACACCCGAGGUGGACAGACGUUUGGCUGCAGACUUCGAAACCAGGAAAAUGGCCCGCGAAGAGAAUAGCCGUUACUUCGAUGCACAAAUUUUGGCCUAUCAGUCAGAGCGUUUGCCUGAACAAGUUCGCUUGAAGAUGGGAGGAGUGCCACCCAACCAGUUUGCCGUUUAUGCCGAGUUUGCCCGCAAUAUCCCGGGCUUCCAAGUCAUGAGUGACCGUGAUAUAGCUUUAUUCCUGCCUAAGCCUCAGGAAAUGCCCCCGACUUUCCCUACUGAUGAAAUGGGUUUGAUGUAUGCCGAGUUGGCCAGCAAAAUGGAAACGUUUCUUAACAGUUGCUUGAACAACAACAAUCUGCAAUUGCAGGCUGGCAAAAUGCACGCCCUCCUUAAUGCGCUCAUGGUCACCAGACGCAUACGUGACAACGAUUCCGCAUUGAAUCUACUAACACGAUGUGUGGAAGGAUUUGUCGAAGGUCUGAUCAACAUACCCGAACAUGUGGAACAAAUGAAACUCUAUCGGGAUAUACAUUUGCGAAUUUUGACACUAUUGCAAAAUACAUUCGGAGCUCCGGCCACAGAACGGGCCAUUACGAAGAGUGUCUUUGAUAUACGCGAGGAAGCUCGCUACAAUGUGGAAGCCAUUAAACUGUUGAUAACAUCGCAUUUUUUAAAUUUGCCCCAAUUUGAUGUGCUCUUGCGGGAAUCCAUGGAUAAUGGCAAUAAUUUUUUGGCCGUUACCUUCGCUAUUACAUUGAUGGAACGUUUGCUAACAGAUGAACGCUCCACAUCAAUAAUUGCAGAAACAGAGCUUCUGGUCACCAUAGAGAUGUUGAGUCGCCUGACCCAGCAUCGUCAUCGGUAUCCCGAAGCUUUGUCUCACUUAAUCGAUAUGCUAUUCGGAAGUAGCAAUACCAUGGAUGCCGGAACAUUCGGUGCUGUGACCGAUCGAUUUUUGGCCGGCGCUACUCAAUACAUUCAUUCAGGAAUGCAGCAUGUAAGGUCUAACGAUUGUGAUGACCCGCCCGGCUUGCAAGAGAAAACUGAAUUCCUACUCAAAGACUGGGUAGGCAUCUAUUCGCAGUCGCACAAUCUCUCGCGAGAAACAAAAAAUUUCGGUUCAUUUGUACAGAAAAUGAAUUUGUAUGGCAUCCUGAAAACCGAUGAUUUAAUUACACGGUUCUUCCGGCAAGCUACACAAUUUUGCAUGGAUUUGGUGUAUCGCAUUUUAAAUGACCACUCACACUCGGCAGCACAGGCGAAGGCAAAGAUCUUCCAUUGGAUCGAUGCUUUUGUACACUUGAUUGCCUUGCUGGUGCGACAUUCUGGCGAAUCUGGUAAUCCAACGACCAAAAUCAAUUUACUCAACAAAGUAUUGGGCAUUGUUUUGGGCAUACUGUUGCAAGAUCAAGAGGUCCAUUGCAAUUCAUUCCAACAGCUGGGCUAUCAUCGUUUCUUUGUCAUGCUAUUCCUGGAGCUGAGCUCGCCCGAUGCUGUUCUGGAAUCUCUCAUGCACAGUAUUGUCACAGCAUUUUCACACACGUAUCAUCUCUUGAAUCCAUCGCUGGCGCCAGGAUUUUGCUAUGCAUGGCUGGAGUUGAUCUCACAUCGCAUCUUCAUCGGACGAAUCUUGGCCCAAAUACCUCAACAGAAGGGUUGGCCCCUGUAUGCCCAGCUACUAUUGGAUUUGUUCAAGUAUCUGGCACCAUUCCUACGGAACGCCGAACUAGCGAAGCCAGUACAAUUGUUGUAUAAAGGAACGCUGCGGGUUCUGCUUGUCUUACUCCACGACUUCCCCGAGUUUUUGUGUGACUAUCAUUUUGGCUUCUGUGAUGCCAUACCACCAAACUGUAUACAAAUGCGCAAUAUCAUAUUGGCUGCUUUUCCACGCAACAUGCGCCUUCCCGAUCCCUUCACCCCGAAUCUGAAGGUUGAUAUGUUGGCCGAGACAGCCACAGCUCCAAAGAUCUGUUCAAAUUAUGUGAUGAACAUUCAACCGGCCAAUUUUAAGAAGGAUCUUGAUUCGUAUUUAAAAGCCAGAGCUCCUGUUACAUUCCUUUCGGAGUUGCGUAGCCACUUGCAGAUAUCAAAUGAGCCGGGAUCGCGUUACAAUAUACCGCUUAUGAAUGCCCUGGUAUUGUAUGUGGGUACUCAAGCCAUUGCACAUAUUAGAAAUAAGAACUUAAUACCCAAUACAUCGAAUGUUGCACAUAGCGCCCACAUGGAUAUAUUCCAGAAUCUGGCUGUUGAUCUAGAUACCGAGGGACGUUAUCUGUUUUUGAAUGCAAUUGCCAAUCAAUUGCGUUAUCCGAACAGUCAUACACAUUACUUCAGCUGUGCCGUUCUACAUCUAUUUGCCGAGGCCAAUUCCGAGGCAAUACAGGAGCAAAUUACACGAGUUCUCUUGGAGCGUGUCAUCGUUAGUCGUCCACAUCCGUGGGGUCUUUUAAUUACCUUCAUCGAAUUGAUAAAGAACCCCGCCUACAAAUUCUGGGAGCAUGAUUUUGUGCAUUGUGCUCCAGAAAUAUCAAAGCUCUUUGAAUCGGUUGCACGUUCUUGCAUGGUUAAGUCCAAUCAUCCCCAACAAAUGAACAACAUGGUGGAUGAACAAACAGAAUGGCACAUAGAACGAUAACUAGCCACAGACUACCAACUGACCAACAACCACAGUGACAGCGACAACCAAUGUAACAAAGCGAUAAACAUCAAGAACACGAAGUUCAUCAACUGCACCCCAUACAAACAAAAGGAAGAUACUACAAACAAUUGCAUAUACAAAUGAUUAACGAAUUAAGAAUUUUGCAACCCAUUUCUAAAUUUUAUUUUUAAUGUUUUUAUUUCAUUAUUUUUUUUUUAGUUUAUCAUACUAUACACAUAAAGCGAAAAAAGUCCAAAAAAAAUUGAAAAAACCAAAAAAAAAUCUUAAACUUUUUUUUAUUAUAUUAUAAAUUAAUAUUCUCUUGUAAGUAGUUUAAUAUAAAUAGUUUUUUGUGUGAAAAGAAGAGAAAAAAAUUUAAAUUAAUUUUUAAAGAAUAUCUUUUGAUGUAUUAUAUGUAACACAAAUCACAACAACAAUAAAACUUAAUUAUAAAUGGAAAAUAUCAUUUUGAACAAUAACCAAUUCUUAAGAAAGAAAAA